GAGGUACUAUUAGCUGCUAACACGAACGUCCGCGACUGCUGUGUGAUGAUCAUCACGGAAUCCUGGCUACACUCGCGGAUUCCGGAUGCAGCAGUGCAGCUCCCAGGCCGCUCUACCCACCGCUACGACAGGAACAGCGCUUCCGGUGGCAGCAUGUGGAGCCAGAGCAGAGGAAGCAGGAGGGCAGCAGACAAACAGACAGUAGAAGAAGAAGAAGAAGAAGAAUAACGGAAGUAAACAUGGCCCAGGAAAAGAGCAUGGCGGUCCCAGAGUUUCUCAGUAAAGCAGAGUUAAUAAAACAAGGAGCAGAAGCCAGAGUGUACCGGGCACAGUUUCUGGGAAAGCCGACUAUUGUGAAAGAAAGGUUCCGGAAACGUUAUAGACACCCAGUGCUGGACGAAAAGCUGACCCACCGCAGGACUGUGCAGGAGGUCCGCUCCAUACUGCGCUGCCGGAGAGCAGGCAUAUCUGUCCCUGUAGUCUAUUUUGUGGACUACACAUCCCACUGUAUUUUCUUGGAGGACGUCGUGGGUUCCUCGACUGUGCGUGACCACAUCGCAUCUACCCAGCAGUCUGAUUCCUGUAAGGAGCUGGUGCGACUGGCUCAGAGGGUGGGUCAGAUCCUGUCCAAAAUGCAUGACGAGGACGUCAUCCAUGGAGACCUGACCACCUCCAACAUGCUGCUGAGAUGCGGCCUGGAGGACGGGGAGUCCGAGCUGUUCCUCAUUGACUUCGGCCUGAGUUACAUCUCUGCUCUGCCGGAGGACAAGGGGGUGGACUUGUACGUGCUGGAGAAGGCAUUCCUCAGUACCCACCCCAACACAGAGGCGCUGUUUGAAAGGUUGCUGAAGAGCUAUGCAGCGUCAUCCAAGAAGUCGUCAGCAGUCCUUAAAAAGCUUGAUGAGGUUCGAUUGAGAGGGAGGAAGAGGUCCAUGGUGGGAUGAUGAUACAUGCUGUGUACAAGGUCAAGCCUCUGGAAAAAAAAAAAGUGUUCUAAUUACAAAACUGUUAUUGUACAAAAAAUAAUUUCCAUAAAAUAAAAAAAUGUGUGUAGUAAAUGUUUUUUCUUCAUAUGGAAGGCCAAUAUAAUGAAAAGAUGUAUUUUGACUGUUCAUGUGUUGACAUCUACAAAAAUGUUACAUACAAAGUCAGACUCAUUAGUACACAUCAGUUUCCUCACAUCCAUUAUUGCUGAUACUGGUAGCAUAGUAGCAUAGCAUUAGUCUUGACAUCAAUGUGGGGUUGCUAGGCAACCAGUGGAUAUACCAAUAAAUAGUCACACAUAACCUACAAAACCACAACCUGCUGUUUUUACAUUUUGUUUUUUGUACGGAUUAAAUAAACAGAUGUUAGCUUUAAA
Molecule: messenger RNA, 1360 nt
Organism: Cottoperca gobio
Lineage: Eukaryota; Metazoa; Chordata; Actinopteri; Perciformes; Bovichtidae
Gene: tp53rk
Product: TP53 regulating kinase
Exons: 3
Coding region: 240-944 (234 amino acids)
Biological process (GO): protein phosphorylation
Cellular component (GO): cytosol; EKC/KEOPS complex; nucleus
Molecular function (GO): ATP binding; protein serine/threonine kinase activity
Source: RefSeq, a predicted model, not a curated record